Messenger RNA from Lactuca saligna, 1455 nucleotides. The record is from the annotation of a GenBank genome assembly. Lineage: Eukaryota; Viridiplantae; Streptophyta; Magnoliopsida; Asterales; Asteraceae.
AUGGGAUUAGAUGCUAUCAAACCCUCACCGGUGCCGACCGGAGAAGAAAACACAUCAAAUCAAUCCACUUCGCUUCUCUCUUUCGACACAGACAUCACCACCACCCCAUCAAAACCCUCUACCACCACCGUCCUCCUCUUCUCCCUCCUCUUCACCACCUGCGUCGCUCUCUCCGCCGCCUUCGCUUUCGCCUUCCUCUUCUUCUCCUCCGUUACAUCCACCAAUCACCACCACAGCACCACCGCUAUCCAAAUCGCCCGUCCACUCAGUAAACUCACUCACCCAGUCGUCAUCCUCAUUUCCUCAGAUGGGUUCCGAUUUGGGUACCAAUUUAAAACCCCAACACCCAACAUCCAACGACUAAUCAAAAACGGAACCGAAGCUGAAACUGGAUUGAUUCCAGUUUACCCAACGUUAACCUUCCCAAAUCACUACUCAAUCGCCACCGGAUUAUACCCUGCUUAUCACGGAAUCAUAAACAACAAAUUCAUUGAUCCUAUCGCAGGUGAUACUUUCACAAUGGCCAGCCAUGAACCCAAAUGGUGGCUUGGCGAACCCAUUUGGGAGACAAUCGCGAACCAAGGGCUCAAAGCGGCUACAUAUUUCUGGCCUGGAUCCGAGGUAAAAAAGGGUUCUUGGGAUUGUCCUGUAAAUUACUGUGCACCCUAUAACGAAUCAGUCCCAUUCGAAGAUCGCGUUGAUACUAUCCUCCAUUAUUUCGAUUUAUCAAAUGAAGAAAUCCCUGUUUUCAUGACAUUGUAUUUCGAGGACCCUGAUCAUCAAGGUCAUCAAGUUGGCCCUGAUGAUCCUCAAAUUACAGAAGCUGUUAGUAACAUCGAUGGGUUGAUUGGUAGAUUGAUUAACGGAUUGGAAAAACGUGGUGUUUUCGAAGAUGUUACCAUAAUCAUGGUAGGCGAUCAUGGAAUGGUUGGUACUUGUGAUCAAAAGUUGAUAUUUUUAGACGAUUUAGCUUCUUGGAUCAAGAUUCCGACAGAUUGGGUACAAUAUUAUACUCCUGUGUUAUCUAUUCGUCCACCUUCUGAUCAAUCCCCUUCUGAAAUCGUCGCCAAAAUGAACCAAGGAUUGAGUUCAGGGAAGGUCAAAAAUGGCGACAAAUUGAAAGUUUAUCUCAAAGAAGACCUUCCUGCGAGGCUGCACUAUUGGGAAAGUGAUAGGAUCCCUCCGAUUAUUGGGUUAGUCGAUGAAGGGUUUAAGGUUGAGCAAAAGGACUCGAAGAGUAAGGAAUGUGGAGGUGCACAUGGAUACGAUAAUGCAUUUUUUUCGAUGAGAACGAUUUUUAUUGGUCAUGGUCCUCAAUUUGCUAGAGGUAGAAAGGUACCAUCUUUUGAGAAUGUUCAAAUAUAUAAUUUAAUUACUUCGAUUCUCAACAUACAUGGAGCUUCCAACAAUGGGUCUUUAUCUUUUGCAAAGAGUGUGCUUUUGCCUCAUCAUUGA